This is a messenger RNA of Hibiscus syriacus, 842 nucleotides long. RefSeq lists its product as uncharacterized. NCBI's taxonomy places the organism in Eukaryota, Viridiplantae, Streptophyta, Magnoliopsida, Malvales, Malvaceae. The record is from RefSeq and is a predicted model, not a curated record. The coding region runs from base 72 to 659 and encodes 195 amino acids. The transcript has a single exon.
UUCUGUUGGAUAACAAACCUUCUCUCUAUGUCUCUAUAAGAUUCUCCGGCCGAUCAUCAAAAUCGGAAACUAUGAAGAAACUCUACCGUCGAGGCACCACCGUUCAUCCAUCAUCGUCUCCAUCAGUCACCGCCGAUCAUCUAUCUUUCCUUCCGGCCACCAUCUUAACCCUCGUUGCUGCACUUUCCCCAGAGGACAAACAAGUCUUGGCCUACCUCAUCUCUUGCUCCAACAACGAUUUCGGCGACUUUUCAAGCCACCGUAAGAACAACACCCCAAAAACACAAGCUAAAAGAAGCUUCAGCAGCGGAAGCGGAGGCGACCAUCCGCCUCUUUUCACCUGCGAUUGUUUCAGGUGCUAUACGGGUUACUGGGUCAGGUGGGACUCGUCUCCGAACCGGCAGCUGAUACACGAUAUCAUCGAUGCUUUUGAAGAUGAGGUUGCCCGAAUCAAGAAGACAAAGAACAAGAAGGAAAGGAAGAGAGGUGGUUCUGGUGAUAACAGUUCCUGUGGUAUGAAGAAACCGGAGGAAAAUUCCGGUGAGUUGAAAACGACUGAACCGAGCGGCGGAGAAGGAGGCGGCGACGGUGGCGAAGGGUCGGUGAGGAGGCUGGUGAACUUCAUCGGCGGGAGGAUUUGGAAUGUUUGGGGUCAAUGAAUUUAGACGAGGAUCGAGGGAAAAGAGGUGAAGUUUCAAGUCUUUUCCACUCUCCAAGAGAAAAGUAAAUGAAAUUACUUUUACUUUUACCUAAUCAAAUUCUCUUCUUCUUAUGUAUAUUACGCCAUCUUACAAUGUAAGAAAAUGGGUAAUUUUUAAUCUUAAAAUCAUCAUGUUUUUUUU